AUGGCCAACUCCUGUUGUGGCUCCGUCUGCUCUGACCAGGGCUGUGGUCAGGAGACCUGCUGCCUCCCCAGCUGCUGUGGCUCCAGCUGCUGCCAGCCUUGCUGCCGCCCCACCUGCUGCCAGACCACCUGCUGCAGGACCACUUGCUGCCGCCCCACCUGCUGCAUCUCUAGCUGCUGCCGCCCCAGCUGCUGUGGCUCCAGCUGCUGCCAGCCUUGCUGCCGCCCCACCUGCUGCCAGACCACCUGCUGCAGGACCACCUGCUGCCGCCCCACCUGCUGCAUCUCUAGCUGCUGCCGCCCCAGCUGCUGCCAGCCUUGCUGCCGCCCCACCUGCUGCCAAACCACCUGCUGCAGGACCACCUGCUGCCGCCCCACCUGCUGCAUCUCUAGCUGCUGCCGCCCCAGCUGCUGUGGCUCCAGCUGCUGCCAGCCUUGCUGCCGCCCCACCUGCUGCCAGACCACCUGCUGCAGGACCACUUGCUGCCGCCCCACCUGCUGCAUCUCUAGCUGCUGCCGCCCCAGCUGCUGCCAGCCUUGCUGCCGCCCCACCUGCUGCCAGACCACCUGCUGCAGGACCACCUGCUGCCGCCCCAGCUGCUGUGGCUCCAGCUGCUGCCAGCCUUGCUGCCGCCCCACCUGCUGCCAGACCACCUGCUGCAGGACCACCUGCUGCCGCCCCACCUGCUGUACCACCUGCUGCAGGACCACCUGCUGCCGCCCCACCUGCUGCAUCUCUAGCUGCUGCCGCCCCAGCUGCUGUGGCUCCAGCUGUUGCCAGCCUUGCUGCCGCCCCACCUGCUGCCGGACCACCUGCUGCAGGACCACCUGCUGCCGCCCCAGCUGCUGCUGCCGCCCCAGCUGCUGUGUCUCCAGCUGCUGCCGCCCCAGCUGUUGCUAG
Messenger RNA from Hyaena hyaena (striped hyena), 900 nucleotides. RefSeq names its product keratin-associated protein 4-2-like. Bases 1 to 900 code for a protein of 299 amino acids. The record is from RefSeq and is a predicted model, not a curated record. The transcript is spliced from 3 exons. Gene Ontology annotation, cellular component: keratin filament. Lineage: Eukaryota; Metazoa; Chordata; Mammalia; Carnivora; Hyaenidae.